Molecule: messenger RNA, 1354 nt
Organism: Anopheles cruzii
Lineage: Eukaryota; Metazoa; Arthropoda; Insecta; Diptera; Culicidae
Gene: Mdh2
Product: malate dehydrogenase, mitochondrial
Exons: 2
Coding region: 108-1109 (333 amino acids)
Biological process (GO): carboxylic acid metabolic process; tricarboxylic acid cycle
Cellular component (GO): mitochondrion; cytoplasm
Molecular function (GO): L-malate dehydrogenase (NAD+) activity
Source: RefSeq, a predicted model, not a curated record
ACAAAUUCUCUUACUAAGCAUUUGCGGGAAGAGAACUGGUGACACUUUUGCCGAGACUUGUGCCAGUGAAUAUCGUGUUUCCGCAGCUUUCCGCCACAUUAGCGAAAAUGUUUGUUCGUGCAGUAGCGAAGGGAGCGAAAAGCUUUUCCACCUCGAGCCAGAACAAUGUGAAGGUGGCGGUUUGUGGUGCUUCCGGAGGUAUUGGCCAGCCGCUGUCGCUGCUGCUGAAGAACAGCCCACUGGUGACGGAGCUGUCGCUGUACGAUAUUGUCCACACGCCCGGAGUGGCGGCCGAUUUGUCGCACAUUGAAACGCACUCGAAGGUAACUGGUUACAAUGGGCCGGAAAACCUCGAGAAGGCUCUGAAAGGUGCCGACAUCGUCAUCAUUCCGGCCGGCGUGCCCCGCAAACCCGGAAUGACCCGUGACGAUCUGUUCAACACGAAUGCCUCGAUUGUGCGCGAUCUGGCGGCUGGUUGCGCCAAGGCGUGCCCGAAAGCCCUCAUCGGCAUCAUCUCAAACCCGGUCAACUCAACCGUUCCGAUCGCGUGCGAUACGCUCGAAAAGGCCGGCGUGCUCGAUCCUCGUCGUGUGUUUGGCAUCUCGACGCUGGACAUUGUACGCGCAAACACGUUCAUCGGCGAGGCGGCCGGUGUGGAUCCACAAAAGAUGAACGUUCCCGUCAUCGGGGGCCACUCGGGGGUCACGAUCAUUCCGGUGCUCUCGCAAACGAAACCGGCCGUCAGCUUCCCACAGGACAAGGUGGCCGCCCUGACCGGGCGCAUCCAGGAGGCUGGCACGGAGGUCGUGAAGGCAAAGGCUGGGGCCGGCUCGGCCACGCUUUCGAUGGCGUACGCCGGUGCUCGUUUUGCGCUGGCCCUCGCCCGUGCAAUGAACGGUGAGCAGAAUGUUGUUGAGUGUGCGUACGUUCGAUCGGACGUAACUGAGGCCAAGUACUUCGCUACGCCCCUGGUGCUGGGUAAGAACGGACUGGAAAAGAACCUCGGUUUGCCAAAGUUGAACGCUUUCGAGCAGGAACUGCUCAAGAAGGCCAUCCCAGAGCUAAAGAAGAACAUCCAGAAGGGCGAAGACUUUGUCAAGAAAAACUAACUUCCCACCGAGCGGGGGCCAGCAAAAAUCGAACCACGGAGCAUAAUAAGCGAUGCUGCCACAGUCACUACACGCUCUAGUCGCACUGGAUAAGAUCGUAGGCGUAGGCUGCAACCAAAUAGCUGCUACACAGUUCCAUCUUCCACCCUAUAAAACAGUGUGUUUAAACGUGAAAAUGCAAUCCGAAGAUGUUCAAUCGCAAUAAAGGUUAAUUUAUUUGGGUACAAAACGGCGCACUCUACAAA